AGGUAAGGUACUGGUCGAUGAUUAUGAGGACAAAUUAAUUGAAGACUUUCUACAAUCGAAAAUGACCAGUGAUACAUACAUUUGGAAGUGUGCCGAAGCAAGCGUAUCUCACUUAGAUGCUUAUAAACUAUUGACAGGAGGUGAACUCAGUGAUGAUGUGAUAGAUGCAUUUGUUAUUCGGCUUUGGAAAAAGAUUGAAACAACUAAUAGUUAUGAUCGAAAGAUACAUGUCACAAGGCCUUGGCUUGCACAAGCAUUUCUAGAUGGAAAUCGUGAAAUGGUGGCAAAACGAAUGAAGGAAAAUAUUUCUCAGCAGAAGUUCUUGGAGUGUGAAAGAUUUCUGAUCCCGAUUGUCAGCUCUGGACAUUGGCACAUGGUAGAGUUAGUAAGAGAGGAGAAAAAAUUCUAUCACUACUCCUCAAUCAAAUCCCCCAUUUAUACCGCCGAUGCUGCGAAAUUUAGAAAUAAGUUUAUGAGUUUCAUACAAAGUAAUUGGAGAUUGGGGAAAUUAGAGCAUCAUGUUCUGGAGUCAGUUGACACGCCACAACAAGGACCAUUGCGGGAUCUUUAUGAUUGA
Molecule: messenger RNA, 577 nt
Organism: Asparagus officinalis (garden asparagus)
Lineage: Eukaryota; Viridiplantae; Streptophyta; Magnoliopsida; Asparagales; Asparagaceae
Exons: 5
Coding region: 62-577 (171 amino acids)
Biological process (GO): proteolysis
Molecular function (GO): cysteine-type peptidase activity
Source: RefSeq, a predicted model, not a curated record